CCUCAGUUGAGCUACUUUGGUUGUCAGAUGAAGUGCAGUGUAGAAAAAUCGUUAACUGAACAGCUGAGAGCAAGGUUUGUGGAAUCUUUGAGCAACAGGGUCAUGAUUUUUGAAAAGUAAAACGAGUAUUUUUUGUUUGUUUGUUUGUUUAGUAGUUGCAUUUGAGGUUAUCUGAUUGAUUGUGUUUGAGCAUGGUUUCUCCAGAUAAUUGCGGCUUCACUAAAGGUAGACAUGCAUAACCUGGAAUUCCUGGAAGUAAAAGGGAAAAAAGCGUCAUUCACUCAGUCCGUGAGCUUCACAUUUGGGUUGGGCUUCUCCAAAUUUUCUUUCACCGUUUCAUGGGAAGCAGCAUUCCUGUCAGUGACGGAGACUUGUAUGAACAAGAAUGUUUUGCUGAUGCGUGUCUAUUCUCUAAAAUGCAAGCUUUUAAAUUUUAUCUAUACGCCUCGGGUGCUUAUAAUAACAAUUGACUCAGGGUGAAAAGCGCCUCAGGAAACAGAGAAAUGCAUUAUGGUACCUCACACUGGAACAUGUUAUCUUAAAGAAUGCAUGCUUUUUUUUAAUAAAUAAUAACUGAGUGAAGACUCUGUUUUAGCACAGGGUAUUGAAAAAAGAAUCCCAGGACAAUCAUACAUCGAGAUAAUACAAAGGUUUCGACAGAAAAGGGGAGUGAGAGGGUUUUAAGGAAGGACACGCCUCUCUGAAGCGCUCCCUUAACCCACAGCAUGUUACAACCUGCGAGGCGAGAUGUUAUGGUUUGAGCUCACAGGAGCACUGUCAGAGCUGGUGAGCAGCGGAUAUUUCAACGCGAUACAUAUCACAAAGAGAAAAUACAUCUUGAAAAGGUUCAGAAGUUCAUCUAGCAUGAACAACAUAAGUGUCUCAUUCCUGACUGGCCCAGAGACUACUCCUGACCCUGAUGAGGAAAAUGCUGUGAAAAAUAACUAUUCCACAGCCAUUGGUGCCCUCAUUUUCAGCUUGGUCUUCCUCCUGGGUGUCCCUGGAAAUCUCUUCGUUGUCUGGAGCAUCCUGGCUCGCUGCCGACAACGCUCAGUCACCACCCUCCUCAUCCUCAACUUGGCAUGUGCUGAUGGGUUCCUCAUGGCUCUCUCCAUCUUUUUCAUCAUCUUACUGGCGUUGCGGACGUGGAUCUUUGGUAACGCCAUGUGCAAAAUUGUGUUCUACCUGUGCAACUCCAACAUGUAUGCAUCAGUCUUUCUGAUAACCCUGAUGAGCGUGAACAGGCUGUUGGCCGUGGUCUUUCCACACACACUGUAUCACCUGAUCACCAGGAAGGUUGUGAGGAGGGUGAUCCUAGGCACAUGGGUGCUAGUGAUUGUCAUGUCUAUCCCCUCGUUGGUGUUUCGAGAUGUGAAAGAAGUAACUGAUGAAAUGAAUCAAACAACAUAUUUGUGUGCACCCAAUCACACGCUGCGUAGACACGUGAGGUUUGAGUACGCCUUUCAGACAGUGGCAGGAUUCAUUAUUCCUUAUGCAAUCAUUAUAACCAGCUACGUUCUCAUCCUGAAACGCCUGAGGGAGACCAGGUUUCAACGAAAUUUCCGCAGCGAGAAACUCAUCCUGGCUAUCGUCAUCAUGUUUGGCCUGUUCUGGUUGCCGUACCACGUCGUCAACAUGAUACGGGUGGCAGCUGCGUGGUACCCAAAGGACUCAGAAACAAGAAAACGAUUGCGUGAUAUCGCCGACUUAACCCGAGCGGUGGCCGCAGCUUUGGCCUUCAUCAGCAGCUGUGCUAACCCCGUCCUCUACACCUUUGCUGGGAAAUCCUACAUCAAGAAUAAUGGCUUUGCCUUUAUGGCUAAGCUGUUUGAGGGAACAUCAUCGGAAACAGAAACCAAAACCACGCGGUUCACAGCAAAAGACGAUCUGGGAAAGAAUAACGUUGAUUCCGAAAAUCAUACACUGGCUUCUACUCUGCAAAAUCGAUGUUGAAUGAACUUAAUGCACUUAACAGACUGUAUAUAAAUGAGAACACUUAAAAUUGUGUAAAUCUUUAAAUGGAAUAUGUAGCUUGAGCAUUUGAGGCCACAGACGAUAAGCACCAGCACAGUAUAUUUAGAAUCUGAUAACAGGGUUUAAGUGGAAGUAAGAGGCACAGGAACAGCCAGGCUACCUUUGCCUGCAUGCACCUGAAUAUCUGUAAAGUGUAUAGGACUGUACAUACUUUUUUUGUGUGUCACAUUAUGUGUAUGUGAGAAUGCUACUUAACACAGAAAGCAGACUCAGCCGAGGGAUUUCAUGCUUAGUGUGUUCAUUUAUAGUCAGGUGAAUGAAUGAAGAUGGGAUGGUUGGAGAAGUUUGGCCUUACACAGAGACACAGAUUGAAUGGUUUAUAUGACACUGUGUGUGUUUUUUAAAUGCAACUGUCAAGAAUUGUAAAUGGCUGUACCCAAAAGGCAGACUCACAAAAUUGCCAUAAAGCUCAGUAGGUUGAUUUAUAAUGAUAUAACUAUAUAAAAUGAGCUGACAAAGAGUGAUGUAGCCUAGGUGGGCCUAGGACGUAGUCUAGGAGGGUCAUGAGAGAGAGAAAACAAGUGUAAGUGAUGACUUGCAGGGAGGAGAAAUAAGUAGUUCAGCUCAGAGGAGACAUUGUGAAGUAUUCCUCAAGGCAGGCCUAAGCAAAAUUAGGUUUUUGGGCCUUCUAUUACUGUCAGUAGUACUGCUUAGUGAUCAUUCACACACCUACUAUUAUCUUAUUUCAUUUUCUAAUGUUCCAUUAUAAAUAUGCUUGUGAAACUAGAUGUGAGAACUCUUUGUUGCUGUUAGAUUGAGCUUUAGCACUGUAGAUUACAAAGAAUCAGAAACAAUUUGCACACUUGCAGAAAAAUAAUUCAAAUAAUAUUUAGCAAAGUCAGCAUCUCCCCCUAAUGGCCACACAGAGAAGCAAUAUCCAAAACCUCAAAGAGCUGCACAGUUGCAGCAGUGUUGUUGCAUCAUCUUAUUGCCAGCCUGGAAUGUUUUAACCCAUCUAUGGCUUUAAUCUGAAUUGGUAGUAAGUUCAGCUGCAAGUGUGCCUGGGAUUGAUUUACACGUGAUAUUCAGUGUGAUAUAAUAUUGUAAUGAUUGUUAAAGGCUAUUCUACUGUGACAGGUUGACUAUCUGUGUGCACUGUUGUUUCUUUAAGAGACAUGUUUGGUUGUGCUGCAGGAAAAGUCAGUGAGUGUGUGCAGGAAGG
Molecule: messenger RNA, 3196 nt
Organism: Oreochromis niloticus (Nile tilapia)
Lineage: Eukaryota; Metazoa; Chordata; Actinopteri; Cichliformes; Cichlidae
Product: leukotriene B4 receptor 1
Exons: 5
Coding region: 748-1953 (401 amino acids)
Biological process (GO): inflammatory response; phospholipase C-activating G protein-coupled receptor signaling pathway; complement receptor mediated signaling pathway
Cellular component (GO): plasma membrane
Molecular function (GO): complement receptor activity; G protein-coupled receptor activity
Source: RefSeq, a predicted model, not a curated record